AGCGUUGCUGAUUCUCCAGAACCUAAGCGGGUUACACACAGAGCUGUGACUUCUGCUCUGCCGUCACGGCAGCCCGGUUCUGCCGCUCUCUGGGUCCGCGGUACCGGAGCUGCAGCUAUGGGGAACCAUGGCUCCAACCUGGACGACAUCCUGGCCGAGGACAUGCACCACUGGUACAACAAGUUCAUGAAGGAGUCUCCGUCCGGACUCAUCACGCUGUUUGAGCUCAAAGCCAUCCUCAACCUGAAGGGCAUCACGGAGUACGCCAACAGCUACGUGGAGCAGGUCUUCUUCACCUUCGACAUGGACGGGGACGGCUACAUUGACUUUGUGGAGUACAUCGCGGCCAUCAGCCUGCUGCUGAAGGGAGAGAUCAACCAGAAGCUGAAGUGGUACUUCAAGCUGUUCGAUCAGGACGGGAACGGGAAGAUCGAUAAGGACGAGCUGGAGACCAUCUUCACGGCCAUCCAGGACAUCACCCGGAACAGGGACAUCGACCCAGAGGAGAUUGUGACACUCAUUUAUGAGAAGAUUGACGUGAAGGGUGAAGGUGAGCUGACGCUGGAGGAGUUCAUCGACGGAGCCAAGGAGCAUCCGGACAUCAUGGACAUGCUGCGGAACCUGAUGGACCUGACGCCGGUUCUAGAGAUCAUCGUCAAAGGCCGCCAGCCUGCUGUUGAGAACUGACCAAUCGCUGCAGCCGCUCCAAAUCGACCAAUCACACACCAGACUCUGGGAGGACGCCUAAAAUCAACCCAUCCACACCAAUCAAACCCACAGAACUUUAAACCCAGCAGCCCAGCAGCCGUCCAGUUCUGACCCGACUCAGGAAUAUGUCAGGGUUUUCAGAAGCUGCUGCUGCAGAUCGGACUUUCCGCCAUGAUGGAUUUCAUACGGCCGGAUGUUUUUACCCUUCACAAAAACAUUUCUACACUUGUUUCUGACCAGUUUGAUAUUUAGUAAAAAACUAUCCAUCCAUCCAUUUUCUGUUCACCCUUGUCCCUAAUGGGGUCAAGAGUGUUGCUAGUUUCUAUCUCCAGAUACGUUCCGGGUGAGAGGCGGGUUCACCCUGGACAGGUCGCCAGUCUGUCGCAGGGCAACACAGAAGAAACUGGAGAACCCGGAGAGAACCCAC
Messenger RNA from Gambusia affinis (western mosquitofish), 1135 nucleotides. RefSeq names its product guanylate cyclase activator 1d (gene guca1d). The transcript is spliced from 4 exons. Bases 118 to 687 code for a protein of 189 amino acids. The record is from RefSeq and is a predicted model, not a curated record. Gene Ontology annotation, molecular function: calcium sensitive guanylate cyclase activator activity; calcium ion binding. NCBI's taxonomy places the organism in Eukaryota, Metazoa, Chordata, Actinopteri, Cyprinodontiformes, Poeciliidae.